This is a messenger RNA of Lasiodiplodia theobromae, 468 nucleotides long. Its product is annotated as Sac3 ganp family protein. NCBI's taxonomy places the organism in Eukaryota, Fungi, Ascomycota, Dothideomycetes, Botryosphaeriales, Botryosphaeriaceae. The record is from RefSeq and is a predicted model, not a curated record. Bases 1 to 468 code for a protein of 155 amino acids. The transcript is spliced from 2 exons.
AUGGUGUUUGCUGCUCUCGGCUUUAUUCUCGCGCUGUCGAUCUCCGCGCCUGGCCAGCCUGACUGGCAUAAGUUCGGCCCGGGAGAGUCGAUCCAUGAAUCCAUCCACUUGGGCCUCACCUUCGAUCACAACCCCGUCGCCUUCCUCGACAGAGGGCCUUGGCAGUGCGUCCGUCUUGACUAUCCCUCGCUCAAGCAGACGAGCGCUCCCCAGGAGCGCGCCGGUCUGACUAAGCACACCAAGCCUGCUGUUCGUGGCAAUCAGAAGGUUACCAUUGGCGACCAUGUCGGCGGUGUGCCCGUCUUGACUGUCCCUCGGAAGCAAGAGAUUCUCGUUGCUCACGAGAUUACCGAUGAGGAGCGCGUUUCCAAGCCUACCGCCCAUGUCGUCCACAAGAAGUACUCUGACCCCAAGGGCAAGAUGCCCCGCUUUGGAAUUCUCAUCCCCAGUCGGCCGCAUGAGCGAUGA